Chaetura pelagica (chimney swift) is the source of this 1704-nucleotide messenger RNA. RefSeq names its product growth arrest-specific 7 (gene GAS7). Bases 1 to 1221 code for a protein of 406 amino acids. The transcript is spliced from 13 exons. The record is from RefSeq and is a predicted model, not a curated record. Gene Ontology annotation, cellular component: actin filament; plasma membrane; cytoplasm. NCBI's taxonomy places the organism in Eukaryota, Metazoa, Chordata, Aves, Apodiformes, Apodidae. Gene Ontology annotation, biological process: actin filament polymerization; neuron projection morphogenesis. Gene Ontology annotation, molecular function: actin filament binding.
AUGGAAGAGCUACAAGAAGUGCACAGCCCUCUGCAGAAACCCAGAAAGGCAACUCCUCAGACAGGAGAAGAUACCAUGAAUGGCCAUCUUCCCCCUGGCUGGCAGAGCUACAUGUCUCCCCAGGGCCGAAGGUACUAUGUGAACACCUUCACAAAUGAAACGACCUGGGAGCGGCCAAGCAGUGUCCCUGGGACUCCAAAGAGCCCUGCGUCACAGAAGAGUUCUGCAGUGAAUGGCUACCACAUCUCUGGGACUCCAGUCCACCAGCUCGACUCUGGCCACAUGAGCCUCCGAAAAGCAAGUGGGGACCCUCAGAUAAACUGUGUAACUUUCCCCCACCCUGACGUAAUGCCAGAGCAGCAGUUGCUGAAGCCUUCAGAGUGGAGCUACUGUGAUUAUUUCUGGGCUGAUAAGAAGGAUUCACAAGGGAACAAUACAGUGACGGGGUUUGAAAUUCUUCUUCAAAAGCAACUUAAAGGGAAACAAAUGCAGAAAGAAAUGGCAGAGUUUGUUCGAGAAAGGAUAAAGAUUGAGGAGGAAUAUGCUAAGAACCUGUCCAAGCUGUCUCAGAAUUCUUUGGCUGCUCAGGAAGAAGGCACACUAGGAGAGGCUUGGGCUCAGCUAAAGAAGAGUCUAGCUGAUGAAGCAGAGGUUCAUCUCAAAUUUUCUUCUAAGCUUCAGAGUGAGGUAGAGAAACCCCUGCUUAACUUCAGAGAGAACUUUAAGAAAGACAUGAAGAAGUGUGACCACCACAUCACAGACCUACGGAAACACUUGGCCAGUCGCUACGCAGCAGUUGAAAAGGCCCGGAAAGCCUUGACAGAGAGACAGAAGGAUCUGGAAAUGAAAACACAGCAGCUAGAGGUGAAGCUCAGCAACAAGACAGAAGAGGAGAUAAAGAAGGCGAGACGGAAGUCCACGCAGGCAGGAGACGACCUGAUGCGCUGUGUGGAUCUUUACAAUCAAGCCCAGUCCAAGUGGUUUGAGGAAAUGGUGACCACCACUCUGGAGCUUGAGAGGUUAGAGGUUGAGAGGGUAGAGAUGAUCCGGCAGCACCUUUGCCAGUACACCCAGCUGAGGCACGAGACAGACAUGUUCAACCAAAGUACAGUAGAGCUCGUGGAUCAGUUGCUUCGGAAAGUGGAUCCUGCCAAAGACAGGGAACUGUGGGUAAAAGAACACAAAACUGGAGAUAUCCGACCUGUGGACAUGGAAAUAUAGACUGAUCUAUAGUUGUAUGUGAUGAGUCCACUGACUUAACCAGGCUAAUGUUUGUUUUUUAAGGGUCAGAAGAGUACAGGGAAAAGGUUGUUUCACUGCCAGACACCUUGUAAUUUAUGCCUGUACAGGCUAUCUCUGUUACAUUUAGUCCUCAUUGUGCUAAGCCUUAAGCACCAGACAUUCCAGGGUGAAGAAACCAGAUGUGUGCUUCCCACCAGAGGUUCCCAAUUGCACGCAGCUUCCAGAAGAAACCUGCUUUCUGGUACAGAGAGAGCUCUGUUCUUCAGUGACUUUGUGCUACAUCCCUUGCAUGACUAUCUUUAUACAGUAUGUUAGAACAACCAUGCAGUGAGCCUCUGGCCAGCAAGUAGGUAACUGUUUGAACAUGAUGCAGGAGGCAAGGAAGUCCUGAUCAUGAAUCCCGGGUCUGUCACUGACUGCUUUCAUGGCCACAGGCAAGUCAAUUAACUUUCCUGGCUCCCC